Molecule: messenger RNA, 1080 nt
Organism: Penicillium atrosanguineum
Lineage: Eukaryota; Fungi; Ascomycota; Eurotiomycetes; Eurotiales; Aspergillaceae
Product: agmatinase
Exons: 3
Coding region: 1-1080 (359 amino acids)
Molecular function (GO): agmatinase activity; metal ion binding
Source: RefSeq, a predicted model, not a curated record
AUGACACAGAGAACUAACCUUGAGUUCUGCUCAGACCUGGAUAAAGAUCUUCCCUUCUCUCAACCUGUGACUUUUGCCCAUCUUCCCUGGGAACGAUGUCUAGCCGCCGACCACGAACGUCCCCUAGAUAUCGCCAUUCUCGGCUUCCCAUAUGACACCAGCACAUCAUAUCGACCCGGCGCACGUUUUGGCCCCCGAGGCAUCCGCGCCGGCUCCUCUCGCGAGAAAAAAGGACGCAGCUAUAAUCCAGUUUGGGGAAUUGAUCCAUUUGAGGAGGGUCUGAGCAUUGUGGACUGUGGCGAUAUUCCCCUCACACCUUUCGAUGCAGCUCAUGCUUUCAAGCAGAUGGAACAAGGUUACCGCCAGGUCCUUCACCAUCAGACUAAUACAUCGGGUGGGUGGUCGCAUCCACGAAUUAUCAGCUUGGGCGGUGAUCACUCGAUAGUGCUGCCGAUUUUGCGCUCUUUGAAGACUGUUUAUGGUCCCAUCUCGGUUAUUCAUCUCGACUCGCAUCUUGAUACUUGGGAUCCGUAUGAGGGGUAUACAGGUAUCUCGUCCGAGCAGUCGGCCAUCACUCAUGGAACUUUCUUCUGGCAUGCGAGUAGGGAGGGAUGUGUCAAUAAAGGAGCAAGUGUUCACGGAGGAUUGCGCACCAAAUUGUUUGGACUCAAAGACUAUGAGAUCGACAAUGAUGUUGUUGGGUUCCAUCGUAUUGAGGCUCGUGAGAUCGAUGAUAUUGGAGUGGAUGGAAUUGUUAAACGGACGCUAGAUGUUGUUGGAAACAACCCGGUAUAUCUUUCUAUUGACAUUGACGUUUUGGACCCGAGUAUUGCGCCUGCGACUGGAACUCCUGAGUCUGGAGGCUGGACGACUCGUGAGCUCAAGCGAUACAUCAAGGGCCUCGAAGGGUUGAAUCUGGUUGGCGCCGAUGUUGUCGAAGUCAGUCCGCCAUAUGACUCGGCCGCGGAAACGACUUCAGUGGCAGCAGCUGAUUUGAUUAUUGAUAUCCUGGCUGCGAUGGCUAAGAAGAUGUCUCCUGAUUUUGAAAGACAAGGAGACAGUGGAAAGGAUGAGCUGUGA